AUGCUGGUAAGGAGAGAAGUGGGUCGCCGGUUGGCGGAAUACUAUGCGCAAUCUGCUGACGCCGUCGUUGGCAGUACAGGUGUUGCUUCGAUCGGCCUGUCAUCCCUGUGGGGUGAAUGGCACUGGAAACACGUCGACCAAAAAUUAUAUGAUUCACAGAAAGGACAAUGGCUCACACCAGUUGAGUUGUUUAAACCUUAUUAUUCCAAUGUUUUGGCCAACUUUGUAUCGGGAACCUUGAGCAGCAUUGAGUUGUCAGAGUCACAGUCGGUCGAUCUUGUCGAACUUGGCGGAGGCCGAGGGACCAACGCGCACCUUAUUUUGAACCAUUUACAAUUUACCCGCCCCGAUUUAUAUGAGCGAUUGUCGUAUACAAUCAUCGACUCGUCACCAAGUCUGAGUGAACUUCAAAAAAAUACCCUUGGCUCCAGUGCACAUGCAGAACGGAUAUUUUAUCAACACACCGACUUGUUGGAAGUGGCGGAAGGGUCGGCUUCCUUGCUUUCGCCGUCCGAUAAUCCGACAGUCGUCAUUGCACUGGAAUUACUCGAUAACUUGCCACAUGACAAAAUCCGCGUUCGCAAUGGAAAAAUCGACCAAGCUGAAGUACAUCCUGUAGUUGGCAGCGAGAACGAAGUAAAUCAGACGGAAGAGGUAUUUGUACCACUGUCGGAUGAUCUAUUGAAAAGUGUUUUGCUUGCGGCUCCAUCAUAUAAACGAGUACCGAUUUCAUGGAUCCCGACCGUGGCGUGUGGUGUUCUGAGACAUUUGCCCCGCGAAAGGCCCAACGCUCGUCUACUCCUGGCAGACUUUGACUGGCUUCCCCCUCCCGAUCGACUGCAGGUGGAGGACAAUAAUUGGCACCGUAGGAGUGUCUGGGCAAGUGGAGAGCCCAUCGUGACAUCCAUGGAUGAUGUCGAUCAUGAAUGCUACUUACAAGCACCACCAUGCUGCGACAUUUUGUUUCCAACGAACUUCGCAAAACUCGCGGCAUUUGUACAAAACUCUUGGACGAACCCACGAAUGGAGGUGAAGGUAGAGAAGCAAGCUGACUUUUUACAAACCUUUGGCCCGACCGAAGUUGACCGAACCAGAUCUUGGUUGACAUCGUAUUCCCCGCUGCUACAUGACUUUGGAAAUUGCUCUGUUUUGACUAUUGCACCCACAUGA
This is a messenger RNA of Phaeodactylum tricornutum CCAP 1055/1, 1170 nucleotides long. RefSeq lists its product with no specific name. Bases 1 to 1170 code for a protein of 389 amino acids. The record is from RefSeq and is a predicted model, not a curated record. NCBI's taxonomy places the organism in Eukaryota, Bacillariophyta, Bacillariophyceae, Surirellales, Neidiaceae. The transcript has a single exon. Gene Ontology annotation, cellular component: mitochondrion. Gene Ontology annotation, molecular function: protein-arginine omega-N symmetric methyltransferase activity.